Molecule: messenger RNA, 7024 nt
Organism: Pelmatolapia mariae (spotted tilapia)
Lineage: Eukaryota; Metazoa; Chordata; Actinopteri; Cichliformes; Cichlidae
Gene: spred1
Product: sprouty related EVH1 domain containing 1
Exons: 6
Coding region: 724-2079 (451 amino acids)
Biological process (GO): multicellular organism development; negative regulation of MAPK cascade
Cellular component (GO): membrane
Molecular function (GO): protein kinase binding
Source: RefSeq, a predicted model, not a curated record
UACGUCGCGGAAGGAUCCUUUUUUCAAGCGAGGGUCGACAUAUCCGCCCAUUUUUCCGAUGUUUCAUUCCCCCCCGAGUUGAAAAUGGAGUUCGAUUAAAGCAGAUGUCCAUCAAGUUCUCAAGGAAAUUUCAAGUCUAUGUGUUUUUACUUUAACUGUCGGUGCUAAUACUGAAAACAGUUGGACCAUUUUGGGGGGCAUUGGAUGCCUUUACUGAAAAUUACUCGGACACGUUGACGGAGCAACGCUGCACAGCGCUUUUUCAAGUGUUGUCCUGGACCUGAAGUUGGCGAAUGGAUGCUCGACAGCCAGCCAUAAAUAACCUGCCAAACGAUACAACCUACAACGGUUUCUACAUUUUUUGAGGAUCUAUGCACAUUUUUGCAAGCUGGGGAUUUGUGUCAGUUGAAGAGGAUGGUCCAGAUGGCCCAUUUGUUGUGGUCGGAUUUUACUUCCAGGGAGGAUAAAAUGAAUCAACGAUUGUCAUUCCUCCUCGCGAUUUAACGUUAGAGCCCAGCCAGCAGAAGCUAACGUCCAGCUAGCUUCACUUGCUUUUCAUAGGGACGCUGAGUUAGGCAUGCCCCUUGUACGCCGUUUAUUUACUAACCGAAAUAGGGGUUAUUUCUGUAUGUGAAGGAAAAUGGUGAUAUAUGUGGUAUUUUAUCCCGCCGUCACUGCGUCGUCGAUGCUAUUGCUAGGAUUUGGAUCCCCGUGAGGAAAAAAAUGAGUGAAGAUUCAACAAAUCCAAACAACGAUGACAGUUAUGCGCGUGUGAGAGCAGUGGUCAUGACUCGGGAUGACUCCAGUGGUGGGUGGCUUCCCCUGGGGGGUGGAGGACUUAGCUGUGUCACCGUCUAUAAGGUCACCCGGGCGGAGGACACCAACAGCACCCACAGUGGAGGCAGUGGAGGAAGCAGCAGCAACCUCAGCCCCUGUAGCCCUAGUCCUAGUCCCAGUCCAAGCCCUAGUCCCACCGCUGUGGAGUUCCACAUCAAAGGCGAAAGGCUCAAAGACAAAUUGGUGGUACUGGAGUGUGUGCUGCAGAAAGACCUAGUAUACAACAAGGUCAACCCCAUCUUCCACCACUGGAGGAUCAACGACAAGAAGUUUGGACUGACCUUUCUGAGCCCUGCUGAUGCUCGUGCUUUUGACCGGGGAAUACGGAGGGCCAUUGAGGACAUUAACCAAGGUUGUCGACCGUUUGGGGAGGGCGAUAAUCAAGAGGAUGGACUACCGGUGUGUGAUGAGCCUCCUUCCAUCUGUACCCCGAUGAAAGAGCCCUUCUCUCCUCUGAACAAUGUCGUCUCCACCGAGCCAUUCAGGGGCUGCUACGUUCGCGCCCAGCCCUUUGACGAGUUCCCCUCCAGCAACAGGCGCUACCUGCCUCCACAGUCGACUCGCCGUGUCAGUUUUCGCAUGGAUGAAGAAGAGAUCGUCCGCAUCAACCCACGCAAAGACGUGCUCAUCCGUGGCUACGAGGACUACCGUCACCCUGUCAUGUGGAAACCUGAACCUGACCGUGAGGACCUGGACUUCCCCACUGCAUUUCACAAACUGGACAGUAAGAAGUGCGAGUACCUCUUCCCCGAUGGCCCCGGUGGAGACUCCCACUCAGGCCCCGGAAUGGGUAUAGGAACAGGUAUAGGGCUUGGGCUGGGCAAGGACACGGCCAUCAAGACUCAGCCGUCGCCCCUCAUGAAGUCCAAAAAGAGCAGACGGCGGCGAGAGGACGGUGAGCGUUCACGGUGCAUCUACUGUCGGGAGAUGUUCAACCAUGAAGACAACUGGCGGGGGCAGUGCCAGGAUGCCCCCGACCCAAUAAAACAGUGCAUUUACAAAGUCAGCUGUAUGCUAUGCGCCGAGAGCAUGCUGUAUCACUGCAUGUCUGACUCAGAGGGUGACUUCUCAGACCCCUGUUCAUGUGACACUUCUGACGAGCAGUUCUGUCUGCGCUGGCUGGCCCUGGUGGCGCUCUCGUUUAUCGCACCCUGCAUGUGCUGCUACCUGCCUCUGCGCGCGUGCCACCACUGUGGCGAGGCCUGCCGCUGCUGUGGGGGCAAGCACAAGGCCGCGGGGUGACCCGACACCGGACACUGGGACGCCAUCAAAGCUAGCAAACAAAGGAAGUGGAUAAAAGCGGAAAAUUAUAAGCUGGCAUCCUUUUUUCAUUCCCCUCUCAGACGGGGUGAUAUGUUGUUGAUCCCCACUUUGAGGGCUUUUGGAGAUUUCAGUUUGUGUUUGUCGCCGACAAGCAGCAGCGGAAGACAAAACCAUAUGCUUUGUGGGGGGUAGGGGGGCUCUGAGCAUCAAGCUAAGCUCAGGAGCUUAAGCUGAGGAGAAGAAGAGGAGGAGGAGAAGUCACGAUUAAUAGACUUGGAGAUGUUACUACACACAUCUGCACAUACAAACACACACACCUCUCUCACAUUCACACUGAUAAGCCAGGCCACAAAUAUCAGACUUCUAGUACAAGUUAUGUGUAACUUCAUGAAGGAAAAUUGUCUUUUGUACAGAGAGCGACGAUUUCACGACAAAAAAAAGAAAAAGAAAUCAAAACUAUUCUGCGCUGAGGAAAAAACGUACUUGCUGUUUGGGUAUGCUAAAAGGGAUAUGUUUUUGCUUGUUUGUGAAUUUGCAGUUAGGUAACAGUGGCCUUUCCUUCAUGGCUUAAGCAUUCGCUGACAAUGUAAUUAUUAGACGGAGAAAAGUGCACUAUAAAAUGAUAUUCCCCCCGAGUAAAGGUAAUCCUCUGAAAUUCUUGUGGUAUAUUAACCACCGUGUUCUAUUGUAAUUUUAAUGCUUGAGAGUAGUUGCUGUGGUGGAUGUCUGGCCAUUUGAUUUCCUUCUUUCCUUUCCAUCACUUUUUUUUAAGCAGAGUAACAGAUUGAUUUUGAAGGUCCACCUUGGCACAGCUUGCACAGUUCAUUUAAAAGACGUUAAAAUGACUAACUUGCCUUCCUGAGGUGAUUUAGAUCGUUUGAUUGCAUUCCAAAAUAAAGGGAUCGAUUCUACGAUUAGAAGGGAAAAAUAUGGUAACAACUUCACUACAUUAAACACCCCCUCCCCCCCAUAUAUUUUUAUUUCCUCAUAAGAAAAUUGCAUUUUAGAACCUCUUGAACCAUAUAAAUAGAAACCAACACACAACAGUUUCAUUUACUUCAGUGAAUCUCAGUUAUAGUCCAGUUAUUUACUGCUGUAGUGAAAUUGGUGUUUUUUUUUUUUGUUUGUUGUUAUUUUUUUUCUUAUUAUUUUCCUGCUCAUUUUUUACAAUUAGUUCUUAAUCAAGUGUUAAAAUGUUGCUCAACCAGCAAGUUUUGUUUUGGUGAGGUAAGGGGUUACGGUGCUCCUUGGUUAAAAUGACAUGGCACUUAAAUUAGACUAUUCUUUGACUGAUAAAACUCCAGAUUUUGGAAUUAGUCUGUUUCAAAAAUUAAGUUAACAUCCUUUUUUUUUUUCUUUAGUGGGUUAAAAAUAAAAAAGACAAAAAACCAAAAUAACAACCCUCUUUUUAAAGCACUGCUCUCCAAGCUUUGGUUGCAGCACCCUCUUCAAAUUCCCUUGUUUGACCUCUGAAUCUUUCUGUUUUUCCCCUUCAAAUGUUGUGCAAAUGUGGUAUUACAUUGUUCCUUGAAAGUUAGUCCACUCCUUCCACGAAUGAAUGAACGAACGAACGAUUGAAGGAAUGAAUGCAUUGUUUUGGGAAUGCUGAGCAUCUCAGCUAUUAAACCCUGAGAUGUUCUGUAUGUGUGUGUGUGUGUGUGUGUGCAUAGGUCUGCAUACGCAGAGGUGGUUUUAUGUUACAUAACGUCACCGGUGACUACGUGAUUCAGGCUUUGACUCAUAACAGUACUGACCACCAUCCUGCUUUUGGAAGCCCUGGCUUCAGAGUAAACAAAGAAAUGAAAUGCACUCAUCGGCUUUCUUGCCAAGUUAGAUUGAGAAGAGUGACGCUCGUUCUGUUAAUAUGAAGACUGAAAGCAGGUGGAAGCAGCUAACCGAUAUCUCCAAAUUGCAUUAAUCCCUUUUUCCCUUUAAAUAAAAAAAAAGUAAUCAAAAAGCGCAUUUAAAAAAAAAAAAGAAAAAGGAAUUACAGAAAUAUGGAUGCACGGAUGUUUAAAAAUAAAUUGGCCAACGCCAGCAUGAUAUUUUUCCACAUUUUAAUGUGUUUUUAUUAUUAUUUAUUCCCGUCUUUGUCCAGGGAAACAAAGAAAUCUUCACCCUAAAUAAGACUGUUAAAAAGCUUCUUCAUCACAUUGUUUUUUUUUGUUUUGUUUUUUUUAAUACACACACAAGGGGAAAAAAAGCAGCGGCGUGGAGACCAGAGAUUAUGGAAUGUCAGUGAAAUUCGGAGUCUUGUAGUGAUGACAGAUGGAAUAACAGUUAGCGGUGCGAAAUGGCUAGAGGCAACAAUUUGAAACAACUACCAAUGGGAUGGCAAAGGAUACUGCUGACUGACAAAAGAUAGGGCAGGAAAUAAGGUUUCCUAUGCAACCAGUGUCUGAAAAGUCUGCUAGCAGCUGUCAGCUGCAAAGCGAGAGGUGGCAAGCGAAAAUCACUUUAUAUGUGGACAGGGCUAUAGCCAAAAUUAGUGACCAGAAAUAUUGUCCACUUGGAUUUCCUGGUAGGCCAAUAUCGGUUGACGAGGGCAGCAUGUCGACAUCUGUAGUCCACUGCACAAACAUGCUAUGACCUGUAAAUUGGUAACCUCAGGAGAUGGAUUAUGUUUGCCUCAGUUUCCAGUCUUAACUACAUGAAUGAAGCUUCAUAUUUAGUAAACAGAUGUGAAUGAUGAUAAUCUUCUGGUCUAACUCUUGGCAAGAAAGAUACUAUCCUGCACUCCUCACCCAAAUGUCCAAAUUUAAAACCCUUUGGGAAACAGUAUCUACGUGGACUGUUUGGUAGUCUUACCCAACAGAAUAUUCAAAAUUGAAGUUAACACUUCAAGUAGAGUAAAAGUUGCUACAAGAACAGCUUAGUUUGGACAUCUGGCUGCAAUAACCCAAAUGCUCCCUAACUGCAAAGUGUAAUCCACCUCAGUUUUUUUAAUAGCAAAUUUGGUACAACAUCCAAAUGCUGUUAUUAUCAGAUAUGCAUGUUUUCCCACCUCCUGUCACUCCGAGUUUAAAAAAGGAAAAAAAAAAAAAAAGAGAGAGAGAGAGAAACCACACCUCACUUUGGAGUACAAGAGAACAAUUUAUCUUCCAGAUUCCUCCCUAACCAAUGCUCCCUUUACUUUCUAUGCAAACCUUCGAAUGUGGGGAAACGCAUUGAACUCUUGGCGAACUGAGUCAGUGACUAGAUGGGACAUUUUAAAUGCUAUAUAUAGGUAGAUGACAAACCCCUGGUACCAAACUCCAAACACCUGUAAAUAUGUAACACUAUAUUUAAGUACUGAUAAUAAUCCCAGUUUUUUUUUUUUUUUUUUGUCUUUGAAAUCUUAAAGAUAGAGUUGUAUUUAUCGUUGCUGUCAGCAUAUACCGUAGCUUGAAAUGACAGCAUUUGUACAUAGGUCACCUUUUAGUAUUAUUUCACAUUGAAAAGUAGAGGGCGUUUGUGAUGGAAAUGACUAUUGAGCUUCUAAUAGAGUUUCUCUCUAGUUUUGUACGGUAGAAGGAAGGAUAGUGCUAACACGGUACAGUAGUGGCAGUCCACUUGUUUUUAAAGUUUGAUAUAUAAAAAUAUAUAUAUAUAUAAAUAUACAUACGUAUAAAGCUGCUAGAUACAAUCACUAAUUUUAUUGUGUUGACAGAGAAAAUCAGCUAUGAACGACUGUUAAACCUUAAUUCUCCAACAGCAUAUAACGACAACGGUCAGUUUUGAAAUGUUUGAUUGCUCUGUGUGAUGAAGUGGACACUUGUGCAUGUGUGUGGGUGCAAGAGUGUUACUAUUUGUGCCCACGGGUGUGUGUUUGUAUGUGUGUGCGUGCUAGAUUCCAGGUAGGUUGGCGGUGUGCGUGUGUGUGUGUAACCAAAUGUUUGGUUGGUUGUCUUUUUCUCCCAUUGUAAUCUGAUUACCCUGCAUUAUUGCAAGCUGAACCAAGGUUUGAUGAACCUGAUUAAAACUUGCUGGCUGAGAAGCAAAAUGUAGGACGUGCAUUUAUACAAAGUGUAGAGAAUGCUGAAAUAACACUUCUCAUUCUGCAUUAACCAGCACAGUGCAACUUCCUGUCAUGUACUGUAUUAUAUAUGCAACAUGUGUCUGUCUGCUUUAAUAUAUAUAUAUUUUUUUGACCUGCAUUAUAUAAAGACUUCAGUUUUAACCACUUUGCUGCUAGUCUUUUAUCCUCUUUCAAUCUUGGAAACUGUGCAUAUCUUUGGGAAUGCAUACAAGUGUACAUUCUUGACAUUGUGUAGAUUAAGAAAGAUGAAAAAAAAAGCUAUAUAAACCUGUUUCUCUUCAGUGUAUUGUUUUAAAAACGGUUACUUUUUACAGCAGUUGAGUGGUUAUGUUUCAAUUCUCCGAUGCUUUGGUGCACUGAUGAUACUAUAUGUAAGCUUUUUUUCAUCUUACAGCGCUCGAUGUAACAUUUACGUGAUUAGUUCUAAAUAGUGGAAGACAUUUGUGUUUUGAAACUUGCAGUAUAAAUGGUACUAUUCUUAACUAUUCUGUAAAACACUGCCUGUUUUCUUACUUUUCGUUCUUUCACUUUCUCUAUUUGUGCACAUUUCUUUUUCCUGUGCAUCCUUUUUUUUUUUUUUUCUUUUCUUUUAGUGCCAUCUGCUUUCACAUCCUGACAACCUCAAAAAAGUGCCUCACGUCCAUCCUAGUUUCCAUCUUAACGUCUCUUGUUCUGGUUUUAUUGGUUUCUACACGUCUAGGUAUUAUCAUGGUUCGAGAAUACCAAGUAUCUGUUGUAAAAUUUAUAGUACCAAUAACUCAUGUCAUAGUUGUAUUUUCUUUAUACAGAUGUAGCUCGUUACUUUUCAUAAAUAUAAUGUAAAUAUGCAUACAUAUGUUUGUAACUGUUUUUAUGUUACAUCAUACACUUGUAAUUUGACAUAUCAAAUAACAUUAUCAUAAUAAA